Cariama cristata (Red-legged seriema) is the source of this 1121-nucleotide messenger RNA. It is a transcript of the gene HAGH, whose product is annotated as hydroxyacylglutathione hydrolase. NCBI's taxonomy places the organism in Eukaryota, Metazoa, Chordata, Aves, Cariamiformes, Cariamidae. The transcript is spliced from 10 exons. The record is from RefSeq and is a predicted model, not a curated record. Gene Ontology annotation, cellular component: mitochondrion. Gene Ontology annotation, molecular function: hydroxyacylglutathione hydrolase activity. The coding region runs from base 213 to 995 and encodes 260 amino acids. Gene Ontology annotation, biological process: glutathione metabolic process.
UCCCGGCCCGGGGGUGCGCCGAGGUUUUUGAGCUGACUCACAGCCCCAAGUAGUCACUGUCCCAGGCUGACCUUUGUCCAGCUGUUCCCUCCCCGUUCUGCUUUCCUGGCCCUUGAAAUCUUCUCUCCGAACCAGGUCCAGCGCAGCUGCGAGCUGUCUUCCUGCACACGGAGCACGAACAGAGGAGGUCGAAGACGGUCACGCAAGCCGACAUGAAGGUGGAAUUACUCCCAGCCCUCACAGACAACUACAUGUACCUCCUCAUUGAUGAGGAAACGAAGGAGGCUGCAAUAGUUGAUCCUGUGCAGCCCCAGAAGGUGUUGGAUGCAGUCAAAAAGCACGGCGUGAAGCUGACCACCGUCCUGACCACACAUCAUCACUGGGACCAUGCUGGAGGAAAUGAGAAGCUCGUAAAGAUGGAGACGGGGUUGCGUGUGUAUGGGGGAGACAGCAGAGUUGGAGCACUGACACAGAAAGUGUCUCACCUUACAUCACUCAAGGUGGGAUCUCUUAAUGUGAAAUGCCUCUGUACGCCGUGUCACACUUCUGGACACAUCUGUUAUUAUGUGACUAAGCCAAAUAGCUCCGAGCCACCUGCUGUUUUUACAGGUGACACGCUGUUUGUGGCUGGUUGUGGAAAGUUCUUCGAGGGAACCCCGGAGGAAAUGUACAGAGCACUGAUUGAGAUUUUGGGCAACUUGGACCCCAAAACGAGAGUUUACUGCGGUCACGAAUACACGAUCAACAAUCUUAAGUUUGCUCGACAUGUUGAACCCGAUAACGUCACUAUCCAAGAAAAGCUUGCUUGGGCCAAGGCAAAGUAUGACAGCGGUGAGCCAACCAUACCCUCCACCAUUGCAGAAGAGUUUACGUACAACCCCUUCAUGCGAGUGAGGGAGAAGACAGUUCAGCAGCAUGCUGGGGAGACCGACCCCAUCCGAACCAUGGGGGCCAUCAGAAAAGAGAAGGAUAACUUCCGAGUCCCGAAGGACUGAGCACUCUGCCUGGGUCACUUUAAUGUCAGUUUAGGUGUAAUUUAGACUAUUCAGAUGUUUUAGGAGUUGAACCUUCUGUUGUGGUUGAGACAGUCAUAUUUAGGUUUUAGUUUUGUUUUAAUUAAG